AUGAGCUACACCCAGUUUGCCUUCCCCUGGAUUUCUCUGGAAAGCAAUGCUGGAGAGGUCCCCUCCUCUCCCAGCCUCUCUCCCCAUGCCCGGUCGGGCCAUGCCCCCGGCCCGCCCCCGGCCCCGGGCGGGGCUGCCCCGUCCCCGGCCCCGGGCGUCCCGCCGCGGUCUCGCCUCCGGCCGGCUCUGGUCGUGGCCAUCAAAAGGGUGCCACGGGAGCGCGUCCGGCACUGGGGCGAGCUGCCCGAUGGCACCAGCGCACCCCUGGAGAUCGUGCUGCUGGCCAAGGUGUCCACUGGCUUCCCUGGUGUGGUCCAGCUGCUGGAGUGGCUUGAGCUCCCCAACGAUGUCUUGAUGGUGCUGGAGCGCCCGGAGCGGUGUCAGGACCUGCAGCGUUUCAUUCGGGCCCGGGGCUUCCUGCCCGAGGAGGUGGCGCGGGAGGUGUUCCGCCAGGUGCUGGAGGCUGUGCGACACUGCACCAGCUGCGGGGUCCUGCACAGGGACAUCAAACCAGAGAACAUCCUGGUAGACCUGGCCACCGGGCAGGCCAAAUUGAUUGAC
Molecule: messenger RNA, 561 nt
Organism: Haemorhous mexicanus (house finch)
Lineage: Eukaryota; Metazoa; Chordata; Aves; Passeriformes; Fringillidae
Product: serine/threonine-protein kinase pim-1-like
Exons: 4
Biological process (GO): protein autophosphorylation
Cellular component (GO): cytoplasm
Molecular function (GO): ATP binding; protein serine/threonine kinase activity
Source: RefSeq, a predicted model, not a curated record